Messenger RNA from Saccostrea echinata, 2013 nucleotides. RefSeq names its product protein fem-1 homolog C-like. The transcript has 2 exons. The coding region runs from base 136 to 2004 and encodes 622 amino acids. NCBI's taxonomy places the organism in Eukaryota, Metazoa, Mollusca, Bivalvia, Ostreida, Ostreidae. The record is from RefSeq and is a predicted model, not a curated record. Gene Ontology annotation, molecular function: protein binding.
UCCUGUCGUCGCCAUAUUUGUCCAACAAAAUGACACCAGAAGAACCAUACCAUUCCCUGUCCCAUCAUUUCGACGAGUAAGGGACCCUCUCUGUCUUGUGAAAGAACCAACCAUAAAUAAACUCAGCUGAAGGUGAUGGAAUAUCGCAAUGUCGUUUACAAUGCCGCACGAGACGGCAAAAUAAACCGUUUAAAAAUCUUUUUGGACCACAAGUCUAAAGACGAAGUCGUCAAACUAGUGCAUGCCAAAACAAAUGGAGCCACCCCUCUUAUCAUGGCGUGUCGUAACGGGCACCUUGAUGUCGUCAAGUAUCUGCUGGACUUGUGUAAAGCCGACCUGGAACAAGUGGGAUGUGUGACCUUUGACGGAGAAACAAUUGAGGGGGCACCACCACUGUGGUGUGCUGCUGCUGCAGGUCACACUCCAAUCGUGAAAUAUCUAGUCGAUAGAGGAUCAGGAGUCAACAAAACAACUUUUACAAAUUCCACACCUCUAAGAGCAGCCUGUUUUGAUGGACAUAUUGAAAUAGUCAAGUUUUUAGUUGAACAUAAAGCAGACAUAGAAAUAGCAAACAGACAUGGUCAUACAUGUUUAAUGAUAUCCUGCUAUAAGGGACAUAAAGAGAUUGCAAAAUAUCUGCUAGAACUUGGUGCUGAUGUUAACAGAAAGAGUGUUAAAGGCAACACAGCCUUGCAUGAUUGUGCUGAAUCAGGAAGUCUGGAUAUAAUGAAAAUGCUGCUCAAAUACAGUGCAGUGAUGGAAAAAGAUGCAUAUGGCAUGACUCCUUUACUUGCAGCCAGUGUAGCAGGUUAUUCAAAAAUAGUUGAAUACCUCAUCACCAGACACGACUGUGAUAGGCAAGAAAAAAUUGAUGCCCUAGAACUUUUAGGAGCAACCUAUGUUGAUAAAAAGAGAGACAUGCUGGGUGCAAUUAGUUUCUGGAGAUCUGCAAUGGAAGAGAGAUUUUCAAUUCCUCAUUCCCCAGUGCCCAAACCUUCAUCUGGUUCUCAAGUUCCUGCAUAUGAAAAUGCUAAAGAAGUGGUGUCAUUAGAGCAACUAGAUGAACUUGCAUCAGAUCCAGAUAACAUGAGAAUGCAAGCAUUACUUGUACGUGAGAGGAUACUUGGCCCAGCCCAUCCAGACACCUCGUACUACAUCAGAUAUCGAGGGGCUCUGUAUGCAGACAUGGGGAAUUUCGAUCGCUGUAUUAUGCUAUGGAUGUAUGCCUUAGACAUGCAGCAAAAUGUGUUGGAGGCUCUCAGCCCAAUGACUCAGAGCAGUUUCUUGUCUUUCGCUGAACUUUUUUCCUUCAUGACGACUGAGUGGAGAAAUCGACCUGCUCAUCCUGUAGCAUUUCGUGAUAUUAUGGAUGUUCUUUUACGGGCUAUCAAGGAAUUAGGACAAGGUCAGGAUCACCUGAUGAAGAUGUCUAUUCCCGAACGGGAUUUAAGUCACUUCAACAAACUCCUUAUCAUAAUAAUGCAUAUUCUGUGUUUAAUGUGUCGUCUUCAGAAGUCUUUGAAACCAGAAGAAGAACAUGAACUGAAACAAGUUGUUUACAAACUAGUUCAGAUGAAUCCGCGAGGCACCAAAGGCUAUACCCCCCUUCAUCUGGCCUGUUCAAAAGAUACCACCAAUGUUGGACGAUAUCCUGUUUGUUCCUUUCCCUCAGCUGAAGUUGCUCAGCUUCUUAUUGAAGUUGGUGCUAAUGUGAAUGCUGUGGACGUUGAUAAAAAUUCUCCUCUGCAUGUGGCUGCAGCUAAUCGACCUUGCCGGUCAGAAGUGAUCCGUACAUUGCUGAAGAAUGGUUGUCAUUUAGACAUGUGCAACGGAGAUAGGAAAACAGCUAUGCAACUGAUUAGAGGAAUGAGUAUAAAUGAUAUUGUAUCUCCACUGAAUUAUUUAUCUUUACAAUGUUUAUCAGCACGUAAGAUUGUUAAAUGUAAUAUCCCAUUUAAAGGUCAUAUUCCUCAAAAACUGGAAUCCUUUAUUCUUAUGCAUUGAUGACAAUGG